Molecule: messenger RNA, 2289 nt
Organism: Solanum tuberosum (potato)
Lineage: Eukaryota; Viridiplantae; Streptophyta; Magnoliopsida; Solanales; Solanaceae
Product: ubiquitin-like-specific protease 1D
Exons: 8
Coding region: 460-1995 (511 amino acids)
Biological process (GO): proteolysis
Molecular function (GO): cysteine-type peptidase activity
Source: RefSeq, a predicted model, not a curated record
UGUUUUCAGUGAGAGGAAAAAACAAAUAUACAUGAAGAUGAUCAUACCUGUACAAGAGCAAAAGAAUCCAAAAAAGAUUCAAAAAGGUUCAAUCUUUUUUUGGGGUUGUCUCAAAUUGUGUAAAGUUUUCAAUUUGGGGUUUUCUAAAGGGAGGAAAUCAAAACUUAAAGCACACAAGAUGAAGAAAAUGGUGAUGAAGAAGGAACUCUAUGUCAUAACCCCUAUAUCAGGUUGAAUCCGGACUAUAUUUCUCAGCCAAGGUUUUAACAACUUUUGAUAAGGAAGAUCAUCUGCAGCGAUCAUCUUUGUCAUCUCUAUCAUUAAGUUUUAUUCCCAGUCAAGAAGAUUUGAUAACGCUUCUCCGAAAUUGUUCUUUUGUUUCUGUUAGAGAAUCAACGGGAACAGGAAUCUUUUCAAAGUCCUACUUCUAUAUCCUUUUCAUCCCUCAAUUCAGGAUUGAUGCCUAAAAGAAGCAGAAAUGUUGUGGAGCCACGGCAUUCUUCCCGCCUCCGUGAACUGGAAAAUAGAAGGAAUGACAGAUCAGAGGGAGAAUGCCUCCGUGAACUGUCAAAUAGAAGGAAUGACAGAUCAGAGGGAGAAUGCCUCCGUGAACUGUCAAAUAGAAGGAAUGACAGAUCAGAGGGAGAAUGCCUCCGUGAACUGUCAAAUAGAAGGAAUGACAGAUCAGAGGGAGAGCGCACUCAAGUAGCUUCUACACUUGAUUCAGCUGUUGAGCCACAUCGUUCUUCCCGCCUCUGUGAACUGUCAAAUAGAAGGAAUGACAGAUCAGAGGGAGAAAGUCUCUGUGGACUGUCAAAUAGACGGAAGGACAGAUCAGAGGGAGAACGCACGGGGAAUGACAUAUCAAAUGGAGAAUGCAUGGGAAACGACAGAUCAAAAGGAGAACGCACGGGGAAUGACAUAUCAGAGGGAGAACGCAUGGGGAACGACAGAUCGGAGGGAGAACGCACGGGGAACGGCAGAUCAGAAGGAGAACGUACGGGGAACGACAGAUCAGAGGGAGAACGGCUCCGUGAACUGUCAAAUAGCAGGAACUCCAGAUCAAGGAACGAAAGAUCAGAGGGAGAACACACGGGGAAUGACAUAUCAGAGGGAGAACACGCGGGGAACGACAUAUCAGAGGGAGAACACAUGGGGAACGACCAAUCAGAGGGAGAACGCACGGGGAACGACAGAUCAGAGGGAGAGCGGCUCCGUGAACUGUCAAAUAGCAGGAACUCCAGAUCAGAGGGAAAACGCCUCCGUGGACUGCCAAAAAGAAGGAACUCCAGAUCAGAGGGAGAACGCCUCCGAAGGAACUCCAGAUCAGAGGGAAAGUUAAACUCGAUUAACUUUGACUGUUACCUGGAGAAUAUAUGGAGGAAACUACCAGAGGAUAAGAAAAAUUUGUUUGCAUGCCUCGACUCCAUGUGGUUUUCCUCAUACAGAAACAAACAGUAUGAGUCUAAGGUGUUGAGAUGGAUUAAGAACAAAGACAUAUUCUCGAAAAAAUAUGUUUUUGUUCCCAUCGUUCUCUGGGGUCAUUGGUGUCUUUUGAUCUUUUGCCAUCUCGGUGAAAGUCUGGAGUCAGAAUCAACAACUCCCUGUAUGUUGUUGCUGGAUUCGUUGCAGAUAGCAGACUCCUCGCGAUUUGCACCUGAGAUAAGAAAAUUUGUUUCCAGCAUAUUCAACAAUGAAGAGAGGCCAGAGAGCAAGCGGCUGAUUAAGAAAAUCCCACUAUUGGUUCCUCAGGUACCGCAACAGAGAAAUGCUACCGACUGUGGUAUAUUUGUUUUGUACUACAUUAGCCGUUUCCUAGAGAAUGCUCCAGAAACUUUUAGCAUUUCAGAAGGCUACCCUUACUUUAUGAAGGAAGACUGGUUUACUCAUGACCAGUUAGAAAGCUUUUGGCAAGACCUGCAGACUGUGAACAAGAACUCAUCAUCUGCUGAUGGAAACUCCUCAGAUUCAGAUGAUGUUAUAUGUUUAGACUAAGAGGGGCAUUUAUAUUGUUUUUCUUACAAAUAUAUGAUACUACUCCAAGGGGAGCCUCGGAACAACGAUGGGUUUCGUCGUUGUGUGACCUUAUAGGUCCAAACUUGUUUGAGUGACCUAUAUGUCACAGAUUUGAGCUGUGGAAUCAGAUCAUGGUAGGCUGACAAUGUUACACACCUUUAGAUCUUUACCAAUUCCUAUAUGAACUCGGGAUGCUUCGUGCACCAGACUAUUUAUUUAAAAUAACAGAUACAAUUGAAAGGACAUGUAACUAUGUCUCAUUUGGAUAUUUAA